AUGAUUGUUCAGCUUGCAGCUUUUGCGGCACUUGUCGCUGUUGCCCACGCUGGAUACGUGGCACCCUUCGGUGGACACAGCAACUCAUACAGGAAGCAAGAUGACUUCGGACGCUACAACUUUGGCUACGACAUCGUCGACGGCCACGGAGCGGCGAACGGCCGCCAUGAGACUGGGUCUGCCUAUGGACCCGUGGUUGGAUCCUACUACUUGGCUGACAUUGAUGGGCGUUCCCGUCGUGUUGAAUACGUCGCUGACAAAUUAGGUUUCCGUGCCGUCAUCAAGACCAACGAGCCGGGCACUAAGACCAGCCUUUCAGCAGCAGCUCCUGUCAUCUCCGCAUUUGGCAAGACAGUGCCUUCGGCAGGCUUUAGCUAUGGCGGUGGUCAUGGCGGCGGUCAUGGCGGAGGAUACAGCGUCAGCUAUGUUGCCGGCUUGGCUGGCAAGGGAGGCUAUGGCCUCGGCGGUGGUUUCCAUGGUUAAGCAUAUCCCUCGUUAAUUAAAGGUCAUCUCCUCAGGCAAGGGGAGAGAAAACUCCUGAGUCGUCUGCACUGUGAUGUUGUUCUGCUGAGCGCGCCAAAACUAAUUCAUGUACAUACGCUUCCUUCUCCUUAUGUGCCCGCAAACAUGCUUCCGCUGCU
Messenger RNA from Ornithodoros turicata, 641 nucleotides. Its product is annotated as adult-specific rigid cuticular protein 15.7-like. Gene Ontology annotation, molecular function: structural constituent of chitin-based larval cuticle. NCBI's taxonomy places the organism in Eukaryota, Metazoa, Arthropoda, Arachnida, Ixodida, Argasidae. The transcript has 4 exons. Gene Ontology annotation, cellular component: chitin-based extracellular matrix. The record is from RefSeq and is a predicted model, not a curated record. The coding region runs from base 1 to 483 and encodes 160 amino acids.